Scutellospora calospora is the source of this 2770-nucleotide messenger RNA. NCBI's taxonomy places the organism in Eukaryota, Fungi, Glomeromycota, Glomeromycetes, Diversisporales, Gigasporaceae. The record is from the annotation of a GenBank genome assembly.
CUCGACGAACAAAGAUUUUUUAACACGCUCGCUGGCGAGACAACUUCUACACCGCCAUCAUUCAUCACUCUUUACUCAGGAACAAUGCCUAGUAACAUUUCAUCCAUCGAAUCUCCCAGUGCAGGAGGUGUAAAUAUGCUAAAUCGACCCGCUCAAGCCUCACAAUCAUUAUAUCCACUAUGUCAAGAUCUUCUAGGAAGACUUUAUUGUGUGGAAGGAUUUGAACAAUAUUUAAUACAAGGACAGAACAGUAUGCAGAGCAACGGCUCAAUAGUUGGAACACCGACAUCAGAAAAUGGCCCUAGUAGUAGUUUCCUUCUUAAAGAAGAUCCUGUAACGCUUUUAUGGCAAACUUUUCGUUUAGGAUAUCCUCUUUGCGCUCUCUUUAAUGCUUUGAACCCUCAAAAACCAUUGAAGGUCACAAUUGAAGAUUCAAGACCAGGCAAUAACAAUAAAUCCAAAGCUUGUGUAUAUAAUUUUUUGGUUGCUUGUCGGGAAGAGUUUCAAUUAAAGCCCGAACAAAUCUUUACAAUCACACAGUUGUAUCAAGAUGAUACGAAUGGUUUCGUUAUGCUUGUAACUGAUAAAAUUGAAGAGAAGGGUCUCCUCAAUUUAUCUCGAAAGAAAGACUUGGGAAGAUCGGAUCCUAUGAAACCCACUGAUAAUCGUGCCAGAGUAGUGCAUGAAUUACUAGAAACUGAAAGAAAAUAUGUUCAAGAUAUGGAAGUUUUACAGAAUUACGCUAGAGAGCUUCAAAAUAAUGACGUUGUUAGCGCAGAUACUAUUCAUUUACUCUUCGCCAACCUUAAUCAAUUAGUUGAUUUUCAACGCCGUUUCCUUAUAGGUGUUGAAGCUACAUCUAGUGCAAGUCCAGAAGAACAGCGUUUUGGUAGUCUGUUUAUACAAAUGGAAGAAAAUUUUGCGGUUUAUGAGCCUUUUUGUGCAAAUUAUCAAUCUGCUUCAGAAUUGAAAUUGUCUAACGUGGUUGAACCAACAUAUGAAUUACCUUCAUUAUUAAUUAAGCCUAUUCAACGUAUUUGUAAAUACCCACUAUUAUUACAAGAAUUAUUAAAAUUUACAGACAAAGAUGAUGAACAUUAUGAAGAAAUUAGGUGCGGCCUCAAUGCAAUUAAACGUGUGGCUGAUCGCGUAAAUGAAACACGGCGUCAACAAGAAAAUGCUGCUGUUGUUAAAGAUUUGGAGCGUCGUGUAGAAGAUUGGAAAGGUCACAGAAUCGAACAAUUUGGUGAACUUUUACUUGAAGAUGUAUUCACUAUGUCCAAAGAUGAUUCGGAACGCGAGUAUCACGUGUAUUUAUUCGAGAAGAUUUUGCUUUGUUGUAAAGAAACAAAUUCUAAAAAACCGCCGAGUAAAUCACCACUUCUUAAGAAUACUGGCCGAAAACCCAAAAGGACCAGUUUGCAACUGAAAGGGAGAAUCUUUAUACAUAAUAUUACUGCUGCUGUAGACAACAGUCGGGCUGGAUUGUGGUCUUUAAAGGUAUAUUGGCGAGGAGAUACUGAGAUGGAAUCUUUCUCUCUUAAAUGUCGGAAUGAGGAACAACUUAAACAAUGGAAAUCUACCUUAGAAAAAUUGUUAUCUGAUUCAGGAAAUAAUAGUAAUCGUCAUACCAUGACGAAAGGACAAUUUGACAAUAAUGCACCUCCUUUAAAACGUCCUGGGCUAAAAAGUCAAUCAUUACCUUAUGGUCAAUUACCAUCUUCCUAUGUUGAGAAGAGCAGACCGAAAACUAAUGAUUCUAUAGCACCUCCACCUUAUGGUUGGGAUCCAAAUUUUUCACCACCAAUACCACCAGUUAUGCCCAAUACAAUUCAACAUAGAUCACAUUCGAGUUCGUCAAUUCCAACUAUGCCACGUAAUGGACAUUCAACCGCUCCUCCAACUAUGGCUACAUUCCCAUCAAACGCGAUUAUGCCGAUGGAAAAUAUGAAUAAUAUGAAUUACUAUCCGAGUUCACCACCACCAUCAUACCCUGGUUCCCCAGCCCCAUCUACUCGUAGCAGUACAACUUCACAUUCAAGUUCUAAUCCUAUGAAUAUAUGGCAACGUAAAAGUGUUGAACAUCCAUCGCCUCUUGCAGAAACUAUUUCCAAAUUUAUGAUGACUGAGAAUGAUGAACUUACUGCACCUCCUCCAAUUCAACGUUCUCAUUCUCAUAGUGCAGCGGCGGGCCAAACAUUUCAGCAAACUAAUGGACCUAGUAUACCAAAUUUACCAAUUAAUCCGACCGUAAAUCGCCUACGAUCACAGAGUAGUCCAAAUAUUCAAGCUAUCCAGGAAUUACAAUUUGAAAAUGUGGAACCUAUGCCAAAUUUAUCAAUUUCUAGUAACCUAGCGCGUCAAAAUAUUAAUAAUGGGAUUCAACCAAUAGAAAUAGAACAAAGAAGUAGUGGAAUAAGUAGUUCUUCACAAAAUUCUGGACAAUCAAUACCUAUUAAUAAUGCAUCUAAUUCACCUUUAAAUAAUUCUUUGAUGUCACCUCAAAAUGACCAAAGGAAGAGUCAUCAACAUUCUUUAUCCAAUUAUGCUACUACCAUGAAAAUUAAAGUUAACUUUGCAGAGGAUGUUUUUGUGAUAGUUGUCCCUCAAGAUAUUGAAUAUAGAGAGUUAUGUGAUCGUGUGGAACGUAAAAUACGGUUAUGUUCUACACGACGUGAUGAGAAUGUCCCCAUUCGAAUUAAAUACCAAGAUGAAGAUGGUGAUCAUAUUACAAUUAAUUCUGAUGAAGAUGUUUUAAUGGCAUUCGAAG